AUGUCUAUUGCAAAGGAAGGCACCUAUGUCGAACACGACGAUCACCCUACUGUCGUCAAACGCAAAAAAUAUGAAGCAGAGGCGGAAUCUUUGCAAGAUAGUAACCGGUUCCGCACGUCCAAGAGUCUCGUUCGGAAGCUAGACGUGACUCUGGUGCCUAUCAUAUGGGUGAUGUAUCUCUUCAGUUAUCUGAACCACACGGCAAUUGCGUAUAUGAUCAUGCAAAUCUCGAGUAACAGGCUUCUCACAAGUGCCCACCCGUCUCUCUACCUUCCAUUUUGGGGUCUGCUGUUUCUGCACGCUUUCACCAACCCUUACCUGUGCGAUGCGUCUACGUAA
Molecule: messenger RNA, 339 nt
Organism: Colletotrichum gloeosporioides
Lineage: Eukaryota; Fungi; Ascomycota; Sordariomycetes; Glomerellales; Glomerellaceae
Exons: 2
Coding region: 1-339 (112 amino acids)
Source: RefSeq, a predicted model, not a curated record